Molecule: messenger RNA, 954 nt
Organism: Sporothrix schenckii 1099-18
Lineage: Eukaryota; Fungi; Ascomycota; Sordariomycetes; Ophiostomatales; Ophiostomataceae
Exons: 1
Coding region: 1-954 (317 amino acids)
Source: RefSeq, a predicted model, not a curated record
AUGGACAAGACACCCUCGCUCAAGGUCGGCUAUGAUGCUUUGUUCUACGCAAAAGGUUCGGAUGAGUACGAAGCGUGGAAGGGUAGCCUCGAGGGAAACCACUUUCGCAUUCUGGAGGCGUUCGUCAGCGAUCACAUCAGCGGCCGUGGUCCCGCUAAGCUCGUCGAGAACGACACGUACGAAGGUUCCUACAACCGAGUGAUUCGUUUCCGGUUUGCGUCCGUCGGCGGCGAUGUCGCCAUCAAGGUCCCCAAGCCCGGCUAUUCGGCCGCUGCGCUCGCCGCCGAGAAGAUGAUUAAUGAAGCCGCUUGGAUGCAGCGCAUCCGGGACAAGGGCACAUGCAUACCCGUCCCUCGCGUGUACCGCUCUGACAAGGAGCUGCACCAUGAGCCGCCUCUCCAGCUUCCCUACAUCGUGAUGGACUGGGCCGAGGGUGACAACCUCCGCGAGUUCCUGGCGCGUGGGCCUCCUGAUGAGCUGCAGUCCAUCAUACUCCAGCAGCUCGCGUCGUUCCAUCUUGAUCUCUAUGAUCUGCAGUUCGAGGCGAUUGGGUCCGUCGCCAACGACACGCCCACGGGGCCGAGGACAAGGACCAUCGCGAGACGCCCGCUCACCAUCGACAUGCACCAGAACGCCCUCGGGAUUCCCAACUACCCGACCGACGACUGGCCGACGGAGCCGUUCACAAGCGCCAAGGCGUACCUCGACUUUGUCGCGCAGCAACAGUCGACCCAGCUCUGGACGCUGCGCAACAUCAACGCCCCGCAGACGAACGACAAUGAAAACGAGCCGGGCGCGUACCACCAGCCGGACACGUCGGAGGCGAUUGCACGCCUCCGCUUUGAGGGCCGGUACCGUUUCCAGCAGCUCUUUGCGACGCCUACGCUCUGCCCCCCAGGUGACAACUUGGGCCCCUUCCGCGCGUUCAACCGGACCUCGACACGCGCAACAUGA